GUUUAGUCCGACACGUGCGCCAGCACCGUGGGAUGGUAUACGCAUUUCGGACAAGUACAGUCCCGUUUGUCCGCAACGUCUGCCCAACAUACAAAAUGAGACGGCGGCGCUGGAGAAAAUGCCAAAAGGGCGGCUGGAGUAUCUAAAAAGGUUGCUGCCAUUCUUGGAAAAUCAAUCAGAAGACUGCCUCUACUUGAAUAUAUUCUCGCCAAUUAAUGCAGGCGCCAGCGAAAAGAAAUUGCCCGUAAUUGUGUUCAUACACGGCGAAUCGUUCGAGUGGAGCAGCGGAAAUCCCUACGACGGCAGCGUGCUGGCGAGCUACGGCGAAGUGGUCGUUGUAACGCUUAAUUACCGCUUAGGAAUUCUGGGCUUCCUCAAUGCCAACCCCAACCCGCAGGCACAUGCGCGCGUGGCCAAUUACGGUCUCAUGGACCAAAUGGCCGCUCUGCAUUGGAUUCAGCAGAAUAUACAGAAAUUCGGCGGCGACCCGAAUGCAGUUACGCUGGCGGGGCAUGGCACUGGCGCCGCUUGCAUCAAUUUUCUCAUGACAUCGCCGACAAUGGUGCGCGGCCUCUUCCAUCGCGCCAUACUCAUGUCCGGCUCGGCGUACUCAUCCUGGGCACUGGUCGAGGAUCCAGUCUUGUUCGCCGUCAAAUUGGCGAAGGAGUUGAAUUGUUCGAUACCGGAGGAUUUGAAUAAGCAUCACGAGCAGAUAGUCGAUUGUCUGCGCGAAGUGCCGCUGGAGGAUUUGUAUGCAGCUGAUAUACAGGCGCCGAACUUUUUAACAUCCUUCGGACCAUCGGUUGAUGGUGUCGUUAUACGACCCGGUCAUUCCAAUAUCGAUAUCGAUGAUUUAAUGAUGCGCAGCGCCAAACGCGCCUCAGCAGAUGGCGGUAUCAAUGCCUUCUUUACCGGUGGCGCUUAUGCGGGCAGCGCGGGUGGUGGCGGCGGCGGUGGCAAUGGCUUCGGCAGCGCUGGUUCUGCUGGUAGCAAUGGCGGUGGUGGUGGGGGCGGCAGCGCUGGUGGAUCCUCAGGUGGCGCUUACUAUAGCGCGCUGACUGCGAACUAUCCGAGCAUGAGCAGCGGCGCCAACCUCGGCUUGGGCGGCAAUGGCGCUCACUACGAUGUGCUAUUCGGCGUGGUGACCGGCGAGUCGAUUUGGCGUUUCAGCGCACAUGAUAUACAGAAUGGCUUCGAGGGCGAGCGGCGCGAUAAGAUUAUUCGUACCUAUGUCCGGAAUGCCUACAAUUAUCAUCUCAAUGAGAUUUUCUAUACGAUUGUCAACGAGUACACCGACUGGGAUCGCACUUCGCAACAUCCGAUCAAUACACGUGACACUGCCGUCGCAGCACUAUCGGACGCCCAAUUCGUGGCGCCAAUUAUACGCACUGGCGAUCAGUUGGCAGCCAAUUCACCGCCACCCAUAUCGACUAGCAGUGGCGCGGGUGGUGGCACAGCCUCGGCCUCGACUGCGUCAGGUGCGCAAUCGGGUCGCUGCUAUUUCUAUGUCUUCGACUAUCAGACCAAAGAUGGCGAUUAUCCACAGCGUAUGGGCACAGUGCAUGGCGAGGAUUUGCCCUACAUAUUCGGUGCGCCCUUGGUAGAUGGUUUCAGUCAUUUUCCACAGAACUACACAAAAUCGGAAAUUGCACUCUCCGAAGCGGUGAUCAUAUUUUGGACGAAUUUUGCAAGAACGGGUAAUCCCAAUGAGCAUCAUCGACAGGAUUCAGUGUUGCCCGCCUCCAAAGAGCGUAAUCGCUUUCGCAGCACCACCUGGGAAAACUACGAUCCACUGCAUCAAAAAUACCUCGAAAUCGGCAUGAAGCCCCGGAUCAAGAAUCAUUUUCGCGCGCAUCAGCUUUCGAUUUGGCUGCGGCUCAUACCAGAGUUGCAUCGUACCGGCAUGGAAGAUGUCAUUACGCGUCACAAUUUAUUUAAAAAUCAUGAUGACAUGGAUUUGUAUGAAGGACCUGUGAAACCGGAUCCGUUUGCCUCGACACGUCUGCUACUCAUCGAUGAUGCGCUGUUGCGCAAGGCUGGACGAGGCGGCAACUUGACGGCCGGCUAUAUAAGCGGCGUCUUGGGCGUGACCACCGUCGAGCCGAACAUGUUCACCACAUGCAUCCCAGUGGGUGGCAAUUAUACUCCUGGUGCUGGUGCAGCCACAAGCGGCGCAUUCGCUCCCAACACACUGGCCAACACGUCCAGCGACUCACUGUCCUCCGGAUUCGAGGCAGCCGGCUAUGCAGCCUACUCCACAGCGCUUAGCGUGACCAUCGCCAUCGGCUGCAGUCUGCUCAUCC
Molecule: messenger RNA, 2303 nt
Organism: Rhagoletis zephyria (snowberry fruit fly)
Lineage: Eukaryota; Metazoa; Arthropoda; Insecta; Diptera; Tephritidae
Gene: Nlg4
Product: Neuroligin 4
Source: RefSeq, a predicted model, not a curated record